AUGACCGAUCCUGUAGGAAAUGCUAAUCACAGACUUAAAUCCUAUAAAAAUCUGGCAUUAGAUUCGUCAGAGUUACGGAGAAGGAGGGAAGAGGAAGGUAUUCAGAUUCGUAAACAGAAACGUGAUCAACAGUUAUUUAAGAGGCGAAAUGUUUCUAUGCCAGCACCUGGUGAAGAUAUGACAGUUAGCGAUGUCCAGGAAAAUACAGUGUCAUCCUCUUCUGCAGUAAGGAUAACUCCAGAAAUGGUGCAAGCAUUAUACAGUGAUAAUACUGAAGAACAGGAAGUUGCUACCCAAAAAUUUCGAAAACUCUUAUCUAGAGAACCAAACCCACCUAUAGAUGAAGUAAUUCAUACAGGAAUGGUUCCUAAAUUUGUUGAGUUUUUACAGAGAGACGGAAGCUGGUCUUUACAGUUUGAAGCAGCAUGGGCGUUAACUAAUAUAGCAUCAGGUACAUCUCAACAAACUCGUAUAGUUUUAGAGGCAGGAGCUGUACCUAUAUUUAUUAGAUUAUUGAGUUCAGAUAUAGAAGACGUUCAAGAACAGGCUGUGUGGGCUUUGGGCAAUAUUGCAGGUGAUAGUCCUGAAUGUAGAGACUAUGUUUUAAAUGAAGGAAUACUAGUACCCUUAUUACAAUUAUUAAGUAAAAGUACUAGUUUAUCUAUGACAAGAAAUGCUGUAUGGUGUUUAUCUAAUUUAUGUCGUGGCAAGAAUCCACCACCUGAUUUUGUCAAGGUAUCACCAGCAUUACCUGUACUGGCUAGAUUGUUAUUUCAUACUGAUAAAGAUGUUUUAGCUGAUGCUUGUUGGGCUUUAUCCUAUUUAUCUGAUGGACCCAAUGAAAAGAUACAGGCUGUAAUAGAUUCAGGUGUAUGUAGAAGACUAGUCGAAUUAUUAAUGCAUACUAAUCAAAGUGUGGUUGCAGCAGCAUUAAGAGUUGUUGGUAAUAUAGUAACAGGAGAUGAUUGUCAAACACAGGUUAUAUUGAAUUGUUCAGCUCUACCUUGUUUAUUACAUCUAUUGGGUAAUUCUAAAGAAACAAUACGUAAAGAAGCUUGUUGGACUAUAUCCAAUAUAACUGCUGGUAAUAGAGUACAGAUACAGGCUGUUAUUGAUGCCAACAUCUUCCCUGUUUUAAUUGAUAUAUUGGGUAAAGCAGAGUUUAAAACUAGGAAGGAAGCAGCAUGGGCUAUUACUAAUGCUACUUCAGGUGGCUAUCCUGAACAAAUCAGGUAUGUACAUUAUCAAGGCUGCAUACCACCAUUAUGUGAUUUAUUAACUGUAAUGGAUAGUAAAAUAGUACAAGUUGCUCUCAAUGGUCUAGAGAAUAUACUAAGAUUAGGAGAACAAGAUAAAAAGAAUACCAAUAAUCUCAAUAGUUAUGCUGUACUGGUUGAAGAAUGUUAUGGUCUGGAUAAGAUAGAAUUUUUACAGAGUCAUGAGAAUCGUGAAAUCUAUCAGAAGGCGUUUGAUAUCAUUGACAGAUAUUUUAGUUCGGAAGAAGAAGAUAAAGCAAUUGCACCUCAAGUUGAUGAGAAUAACCAACAAUUUCAGUUUGGAACCCCACAAAAUGCUCCAAUGGGAGAGUUCAUGUUUUAA
Lottia gigantea (owl limpet) is the source of this 1599-nucleotide messenger RNA. RefSeq lists its product as hypothetical. Gene Ontology annotation, cellular component: nucleus; nucleoplasm; cytoplasm. NCBI's taxonomy places the organism in Eukaryota, Metazoa, Mollusca, Gastropoda, Lottiidae. The record is from RefSeq and is a predicted model, not a curated record. Gene Ontology annotation, molecular function: nuclear import signal receptor activity; protein binding. Bases 1 to 1599 code for a protein of 532 amino acids. Gene Ontology annotation, biological process: NLS-bearing protein import into nucleus. The transcript is spliced from 12 exons.